UCGGACCAAGAUGGCGGGGCAGGUGGUGCAGGCGGUGCAGGCGGUGCACCUCGAGUCGGACGCCUUCCUGGUGUGCCUCAACCACGCGCUGAGCACGGAGAAGGAGGAGGUGAUGGGGCUGUGCAUCGGGGAGUUGAAUGAUGACACAAGGUAAGACCAUGUUCGUUUCCUCCUCUCUCGGGAUCUCCGUAGCACUGUUAACUGACCCAGCACAAGGUGUGCAACAUUCUAUACGACUCGUACUCGAAGUUUCCAUUACGACUCCCGAGCUCCCUCAUUGAUACACUUUCAAUUCCACCCCAACCGUGAAACUUGGUUUCGACCCUACUUCCUACAAGGAGGAUUUUCGCUACAUAUAUGCAUGUCCUUAUGUGAAAAGACACGGGUAGCAGUACCGAGAUCAUGACUGAAUCGCUGAAAGCUCUUAUAAAUAGAAUUUACUGGAUUCACACAAUGAUGUUAUGUUCCGCUUCCUUGCUGGACGCAUUGUACGUUCUCUCUCCAGCGAAAUGACAAUGAAACACAGGAGUGACUCCAAAUUCACAUAUACCGGAACUGAAAUACGCACAGUUGCUGAAAAGGUUGACACCGUCAGAAUUGUUCACAUUCAUUCUGUCAUCAUCUUGCGACGUUCUGAUAAGAGGAAGGAUCGAGUGGAAAUUUCUCCAGAGCAGCUGUCUGCGGCCUCAACAGAGGCAGAGAGGUUGGCUGAACUAACAGGUCGCCCCAUGAGAGUUGUGGGCUGGUAUCAUUCCCAUCCUCAUAUAACUGUUUGGCCUUCACAUGUUGAUGUUCGCACACAAGCCAUGUACCAGAUGAUGGAUCAAGGCUUUGUAGGACUUAUUUUUUCCUGUUUCAUAGAAGAUAAAAACACAAAGACUGGCCGGGUACUCUACACUUGCUUUCAAUCCAUACAGGCCCAAAAGAGCUCAGAGUCCCCUCAUGGUCCACGAGACUUCUGGAGUUCCAGCCAGCACAUCUCCAUUGAGGGCCAGAAGGAAGAGGAAAGGUAUGAGAGGAUUGAAAUCCCAAUCCAUAUUGUACCUCACGUAACCAUUGGGAAAGUAUGCCUUGAAUCCGCAGUUGAGCUGCCCAAGAUCCUGUGCCAAGAGGAGCAGGAUGCAUAUAGGAGGAUCCACAGCCUCACACAUCUGGACUCUGUAACCAAGAUCCACAAUGGCUCCGUGUUUACCAAGAAUCUGUGCAGUCAAAUGUCAGCCGUCAGCGGGCCUCUCCUGCAGUGGUUGGAGGACAGACUGGAGCAAAACCAGCAGCACUUACAGGAAUUGCAACAAGAAAAGGAAGAGCUUAUGCAAGAACUCUCUUCUCUAGAAUAAAGUCAGAGACCAAUGUGGAAAAAUGAAAAUAUCCAGGUUUACAAUCAAUUAAGCUCAAUCAAUUUUGAAGAACCUGGAGGACUCCCAUUACCUGACCUCAAGACUCACUCUAAAGCUACAGUAAUCCAGACAGUGUGCUAUAUACCCACCUGCUUUUGACAAAGGUGUAAAAGCAAUUCAAUGGAGUAAGGAUAGACAGUCUUUUCAACAAAUUAUGCUGGAGCAAUUGACACCCAUAGGCAAAACAAUGAACUUUGACCUAAACUGCACACCCUAGACAGAAAGUAACUCAAAACAGAUCAUAGACUUAGAUUUAAGACGUAAAGCUAUAAAACUUUUAGGAAAAAAAAUCAUUGAAGAAACAUCAGGAUCUUGGGGCUAGGCAACAAGCUCUUGGCCUUCACUACAAAAGCACAGUCCUAAAAGGGAAAUGAUAUACUGGACUUCAUCAAAAUGAGAAACUUUUGCUGUGUAAACAAAUCAAGAGGAUGAAAUUUUUGACAGAACUUAUUUGCAAACCAUAUGUCUGAUCAAACUUGACUAUAUAAAGUCAACAGUAAAAAACCCAUCCAAUCGAAAAUGAGCAAAAGACGCGAAUAGACAUUUCACUAAAGAGGAUGUAUGGAUGGCAAGUAAGCACAUGAAGAGAUGUUGAACUUGAGUAGUCAUCAGGGAACGCAAAUGAAAACCACAAUGAAUUAUGAUUACAUGCUUAUCAGAAUGGCUAAAGAAAAAAUAGCAAAAAUACCAGAUGCUGUCGAGUGUACAAACUGGAUCUCUCGUACCUUACUUAUAGGAAUGUUAAAUGGUACAGCUACUCUACAAAAGAGUUUGGGAAUUUCUAAUAAAGUCAAACAUCCUUGUAUCAUACACCCCAGCGAUUACACUCCUGGAUAUUUAUCCCAAAAUAAUGAGAAGCUAUGAUGGCACAAAAAUUUGCACACGAAUAUUCUUAGCAGCUUUCUUUGUAAUAGUUAAAAACUGGAAAUAACCCAGAUGUCCUGCAAUCGAGUGAGUGAUCAAACCAAACAUCUGUACUGUGGAGUCCUACUCUGCAAUGAGGAGAAACGGACAACUUUGAUUCACACAACUUGGGUGGACCUCAAGGGUAUCAUGAUGAAUGAAAGGGCCAGUCUCAACAGGUCCCGUACUCCAUGGUUGCAUUCUUGAAAUGACAGGAUUAUAGAAAUAAAGAAUAAUGAUUGCCAGGGAUAGGGACUGGAGGGGGUAUGGGAUAUGUGCGACUAUAAAGGGAUAACAGGGAGUUCCUUUGUGCUGAUGGAACAGUUCUGAAUCUUGAUUAUGGUGUUGAUCACAUUACUUGGGCUAAAACUCCGUAGACCUACACACACCCACAGAUGAAUGCAUGUGAAAUCUGGUGAAAGUGAAUGGGGUCUGUAGUCGAGUUAGCCGUGUCGUGCCAUUGUCAGUAUGUCGGGUUUGAAGUACUGUAGCGAUGGAAGAGCUUACCACUGGGGGAAACUGGGCAAAGCGUACAUGGGACUCGCUGUACUAUUUUUGCAACUUCCUGUGAAUCCAUAAUUAUUACAAAAUAAAGAGUUAGAUGGAUUACAUAAGGAA
This is a messenger RNA of Canis lupus familiaris (dog), 2918 nucleotides long. It is a transcript of the gene BRCC3, whose product is annotated as BRCA1/BRCA2-containing complex subunit 3. Lineage: Eukaryota; Metazoa; Chordata; Mammalia; Carnivora; Canidae. The transcript has 12 exons. Gene Ontology annotation, molecular function: cysteine-type deubiquitinase activity; polyubiquitin modification-dependent protein binding; metallopeptidase activity. Gene Ontology annotation, cellular component: BRISC complex; BRCA1-A complex. The record is from RefSeq and is a predicted model, not a curated record. The coding region runs from base 462 to 1337 and encodes 291 amino acids. Gene Ontology annotation, biological process: double-strand break repair.